Molecule: messenger RNA, 804 nt
Organism: Brassicogethes aeneus
Lineage: Eukaryota; Metazoa; Arthropoda; Insecta; Coleoptera; Nitidulidae
Source: the annotation of a GenBank genome assembly
AAUGACAACUGCAAAAAUGAAUUUGGUUAAACCGCUCCAAAGCAAAUUCCCAGUUAUUUUAUCACCAAUUUUAGGAAUAUCAUCAAAUAGAACAUUUAGAAGAAAUAUAAAUAUACCAUUUCAUCAUGUACCAGUCGUCAUUGAACAAUCAGGAAGAGGCGAAAGAGCUUACGACAUCUACUCUCGACUGCUAAAAGAGCGUAUAAUCUGCCUGAUGGGUCCAAUAAACGACGUAACCAGCUCCUUAAUAAUAGCGCAGCUAUUGUUUCUGCAAUCGGAAUCGACUAGCCGGCCGAUACACAUGUACAUCAACUCUCCGGGAGGAGUAAUUACGGCAGGACUGGGGAUUUACGAUACGAUGCAGUACAUUUUGCCACCUGUGGCCACUUGGUGCGUCGGACAGGCCUGCAGCAUGGGAUCCCUGCUACUGGCUGCAGGAACAAAAGGAAUGAGACACUCCCUGCCAAACGCUAGAAUAAUGAUCCAUCAGCCUUCAGGAGGCGUGACCGGUCAGGCUACCGACAUAAAAAUUCAAGCCGAAGAAAUUUUAAAACUGAAAAAGCAAAUUAACAAUUUGUACUGCAGUCAUACCGGGAUGACUUUGGCAAAGAUCGAGCAGAGUCUGGAAAGGGAUAAUUUUAUGACACCUUACGAAGCAUUGGAGUUUGGCUUGAUCGAUAAAGUAUUGGUUGCUCCUCCAAAACCGGAGAAAGAAGAUGAAGACUGCGUUCCUCCUCCUCCUACGUUUAUAAAUAAAACAACUACCGCUAAAGUGUAAUGUGUAAAAUAAAAAUUAUUGAAUGU